Molecule: messenger RNA, 3283 nt
Organism: Cydia splendana
Lineage: Eukaryota; Metazoa; Arthropoda; Insecta; Lepidoptera; Tortricidae
Product: peroxisomal leader peptide-processing protease-like
Exons: 12
Coding region: 292-1857 (521 amino acids)
Biological process (GO): protein processing; regulation of fatty acid beta-oxidation
Cellular component (GO): peroxisome
Molecular function (GO): serine-type endopeptidase activity
Source: RefSeq, a predicted model, not a curated record
UUUGAAGUUGGUUCAUUAUCACUCUGCGUAGUAAUUGGUGAUAGGGGCUAUAGUACAAAUAUGAUGUACUUGGAAAGUACAAUAACCAGCUGAUAAGUGAAUAAAUAAAACUAUUUCAGCUUGAGAAAUAUUUACAUUAUUAUACGAACUGUCAAAGCAGUAACGUGUUAGUGAUGUGUUUGGUCUAACAAUAUAAUAUUUGAGGUUAUAAUUUGAGAUUGGGUUUUGUUUUUGUGAGUUAACAGUUUGUAAACACAACAUAACCUCUACACGUGUAGGAUCAAAGCAAUCAUGUCCGUGGAAGGCGUAAUGGUAUCCUACAACUACUCCGAGGACGGCGAGCACUCCAACAUCAUCACCGUCUCCGCGUCAGGGAUGAAGUUCUCCAAGCGCUGGGUCCUCACCCACGGCUCCAUUCUGUCGCCUCUCAAACAGGCACAAGCCAUAAAUCACGCGAGAGGCAACCCUAUAUUGAAAGAGGAGUUCUACGACAACCUGCCGGAGAUAUACGUGACGUGCGAGAGAGAGACAAAAGAGGGGAACGUGUACGACGACGUGGAGAGGCUUAGUAGGGAGAGGGAUGAUGAGUUGGAGCAUAGCAGUUACCAGAUUAGAGUGCUUACCGGGAGGAUAGUCCACGUCUGGCAAUGCCCGAUCCUGAGCCGCUGCGUUGACGACAUCCUCUACAGUUGGACCAUCGGGCACCGCGACGGUGACAUAGAGAAGCAAACGCAGCUGGGCAAGGCCCUGCUUUCAGUGUUUGUACUGGUGGACCUGGAAAGUGACGACCGAGGUUUUAGAACACUAAGGCCUCUUUCAGAGCUACUAGACGUGGUGAAACCGCCACCCGACAGAGGGUCGGCUGUAGAAGUCCACUCCACACCCUUCGGAUGCGAGGUGUUCCUGAAUGCAGUAACUCGUGGGUCGGUGUGCGGUGUGGUGGGGCGGCGGCCAUCAUUGCUACUUACUGACGCAGCGACUGCGCUAGGCUCUGAAGGCGGCCCGGUGUUCACAGAAGGACCUAACAAAGAGCUGAUAGGCGCAGUAGUAUGCAGCGUAUCAUGGUGGCGAGGGGAAUGGGUGGGGCUGACAUUAACAGCGCCGUUGGUGUCAGUGCUGAGCGCCAAGCUGAGGGUGUCUUCACCGGCGGUACCACGCCAGCCGCCCAGCCGGCAGUAUCAAGAGAUAUUUAACAGGAUCGACAAGACGACGGUGCUGGUGCGGUGCGGGGGCGCGUGGGGCGCGGGGGUAUACCUCGGCGGCGGCCAUAUUGCCACGUGCGCGCACGUUGUUAAACACUACGCAAGCCACAAAGUAUCAGUAUACUGCCAAGGCGUAAGCGAAACAGCGAUAGUUCGGUACAAGACCCGCGAUGAUCGCGCUUACGAUUUAGCUCUUCUCUACACGAACCCUGAAAACUGGACGCAUCUCCUGCCCGCAGUGUUUGCUGACAAGCCUGCUGAAAAGGGUGAAUCUGUACUAGCAGCCGGAUACCCGUACUUCAACGAGAAUAUGCUGGACAACUUAAAGCCAAACGUGACCGCUGGCCAUGUGAACAGCGUCUCACCUUCCAUGAUACAGAGCAGUUGCUGCGUGCAGUCAGGGUUCAGCGGUGGGCCAAUCUUCAGGAUAAUUGACUCCAAUGUGGAAGUUCUGGGCGUCAUAGUCAGCAACGCAAAAACCAAUACAGGCGCGUGCUAUCCCUACAUCAAUAUGGCGGUACCUGCUCGCGCAUUCGUCGAUUCCAUGCUUCAAUACAUUACUGAUAAAGAUGGCGACCACCUGAAGCCGAUUGAAAACCACCAAGAAAUGAUUCAGUCACAGUGGAGGCUACUUCCCUAUAGAUCUAAGAUAUGAUCUUAAAUUAAUAAGAUUUAGCUUAAUACUUCUACUGCUAAGGUUAGACGGGAGAAAUAUUGGGGCAAGAGAAAAGAAAAUACUAUCUUGCCCCGAGCAAUAUAAACUAUGUUUUUCUUACCCGACAUGACCUUAUAAAGCCUGACCAGGAAUAUAUGAUCAGUAUGAUCACGCGCCAUGAUGCGGAAUUUCACUGGAACUAUUUUUUUCAUACUAUAAACUGUCACUUUGUACAUGAGAAUAACAGCGCCCUCUUGACAAUGAUCAUUUAUUACUGGUCAAGCUUUACGUAUGUAUCAUAGUCUAAUAAAACAUGGUCUUCUCUUCCCAGAGUGACACAAGCCUACGUCACAAUAACAUUGCCACUUUGUAUAGCGCUAUUGCAUCUAUUAUAUAGCGCUGUUGCAUGAUGACGUAGGCUUGUGUCAGUCACGUGGUCGGAAGAGAGUACCAGGCGGAGUAUAUUAUUAUACCAUGGUAUGUAUCGGAAUUUCAAAUAUUCAAAUAGUAAAACAACGACAGUCCAAAUAUAAAUUUUAACUGUCGUGUAGUUUAAAAAGAAACAGGUAUUCUGAUACAUAGGUACGCGUUUAAUGUCCCUAUCUAUGUUUAGGCCAUUGAGGUAGUAUUAAAUUAGUGCAUAUAAGUCAAUGGUUUUGGCUUGGUCUUAAGUCUAUGGCUUUAAUCGAACUGAAAUUUGAACAUUGUCAUAACCUUCGAGCAACACCGGCUUCCGACAGUCAUAACUAUCUUGAAAAAAUGUAACAUAGAACCCUGUAAUAUUGGGCCAGCGAUGUGAUACGUUUGAUCCUCUUUUUCGUACUUGUAUCGUAUGUAUCGUAAAUAACUAUUCUAUAUAUCUAAUCUACUCUUUAUUCCCAAUGAUCUUUUAUCAAAGAUCAUAGUUUAUUCCCUUUUCUCUACUCUAUGGUGCUGUGAAAAUUCUUAUUUUAUCACAUUUAUGGUGGUACGUAUUAUACCGGGCCGUAUUGGGCCGGGUGGGUCUAGCAGUUCCCACGCCGAGCUUCCGUUUGGAAGGUGCGAGUACUGGCGGCGCGCGCCCCGCGUGGCGUUGCCGGCGCCUCCUGGCGAGCCCUGAGACGCGCACUGUGUACUUAUGCCGCAAACGCGCCCACCGCCCGAGCCAUCUCUCUAAUAAAUAAUAUACUCACCCAGGUCCCGGAUGCCGACUUAUUCACUGACAGGUUGGGGAAAUUUCUCAAAGCCACCAUGUCUGCUCUAAACCAUACCGAACUUGAUAAUUAAAAUUUUUACCUUUGUUUAAGGUUAUGCCGCUAUUUGUAUUUGUUUUCCUAUCAUUUCUAUUUGUUUUGUUUUCACUGUAUUUGAGUUAGCCUUCUUUGAAUUUAUAAUUUGUUAAUGUGUCGUAUGUUCUAUUUUACCGUGUAAGCGAAUUGGUAAACUA